Molecule: messenger RNA, 3695 nt
Organism: Marmota monax (woodchuck)
Lineage: Eukaryota; Metazoa; Chordata; Mammalia; Rodentia; Sciuridae
Gene: Plekha1
Product: pleckstrin homology domain containing A1
Exons: 13
Coding region: 153-1337 (394 amino acids)
Cellular component (GO): membrane; cytoplasm
Molecular function (GO): PDZ domain binding
Source: RefSeq, a predicted model, not a curated record
GUCUGGGGGCUAAGGCGACGCGGCCGCGCGUGCGCAGUGCGCGGGCGGGCCGUCGUGGGCGCCGCUGCCGGCCUCUGGGUGCCUGUAGGAACCGGGGCCGCGGCGGCGCGGGUGCUCCGGGCCAAGGCCGCGGGUAAUGUUCAAGCCCAGAAAUGCCUUAUGUGGAUCGUCAGAAUCGCAUCUGUGGUUUUCUAGACAUUGAAGAAAAUGAAAACAGUGGGAAAUUUCUUCGAAGGUACUUCAUACUGGAUACCAGAGAAGAUAGUUUUGUAUGGUACAUGGAUAAUCCACAGAACCUUCCUUCUGGAUCAUCACGUGUCGGAGCCAUUAAACUUACCUAUAUUUCAAAGGUUAGCGAUGCAACUAAGCUAAGGCCAAAGGCUGAGUUCUGUUUUGUUAUGAAUGCAGGAAUGAGAAAAUAUUUCCUACAAGCCAACGAUCAGCAAGAUCUAGUAGAAUGGGUAAAUGUGUUGAACAAAGCUAUAAAAAUCACAGUACCAAAGCAAUCAGACUCACAGCCUAAUUCAGAUAAUCCAAGUCGCCAGGGUGAAUGUGGGAAGAAGCAAGUGUCUUACAGAACUGAUAUUGUUGGUGGUGUACCCAUCAUUACUCCAACUCAGAAAGAAGAAGUAAAUGAAUGUGGCGAGAGUGUUGACAGAAAUAAUUUGAAACGAUCACAAAGCCAUCUUCCUUGCUUUACUCCAAAACCACCUCCUGACAGUGCCGUUAUCAAAGCUGGAUAUUGUGUAAAACAAGGAGCAGUGAUGAAAAACUGGAAGAGAAGAUACUUUCAAUUGGAUGAAAACACAAUAGGCUACUUUAAAUCUGAACUGGAAAAGGAACCUCUCCGCGUAAUACCACUUAAAGAGGUUCAUAAAGUUCAAGAGUGUAAGCAAAGUGAUAUAAUGAUGAGGGACAACCUGUUUGAAAUUGUAACAACGUCUCGAACUUUCUACAUACAGGCUGAUAGCCCUGAAGAGAUGCACAGUUGGAUUAAAGCAGUCUCUGGCGCCAUUGUAGCACAGCGGGGACCUGGCAGAUCAGCAUCUUCUAUGCGGCAGGCCAGAAGGCUGUCGAACCCUUGUAUACAGAGGUAUACAUCAAGAACUGGUGAAUGCAGCACGAGCAUUCCCACAGUCCUUCAGAGUCCAAACACACUGUCCGUCCUGCCGGUGCCGCAGCAGCAGCCACCUCACAUUCCACAGCCUCUCGCAGCAACUCUCUGGUCUCAAGCUUUACCAUGGAGAAGCGAGGAUUUUACGAAUCUCUUGCCAAGGUCAGGCCAGGGAACUUCAAGGUCCAGACUAUCUCUACAAGAGAACCAGCUUCCAAAGUGACUGAACAAGCUCUGCUAAAACCUCAAAGUAAAAAUGGCCCUCAGGAAAAAGAUGGUGACCCCGUGGACUUGGAUGAUGCAAGCCUUCCAGUCAGUGAUGUGUAAGAUGGAAGCAUGCAGGGGCCUACCACCAUCCAUCCUCAGUGUCCUUCAUGAGGCUUCUAGCCAAAGAUGAUAAAGGGGGAAGUGGGUUUUAAUGCAUAUAUUAUACUGCCUCUUAGAUGUACUCUUUGAAAGCUGGUAAACCAAGAAUCUAGGGAGUAGCCAAGUGAAAUGUCAUUUUUUUCAGAAAGAAGGAAAAAAGCUGAUCGUCUUCGUAUCAACUAUCUGAAGCUUUGUGUAUUCUCCUUUGGGUGGUAAAAAUGUGUGUGUGGUAUUUUUUUUCCUAGUGACUUUGACAGUUUAAAUGUUUAACGACUUAUAAACAUUGAAAAUGCUUAUUAAUGAUUUUGGUCAUUUAAAAAAUGCUACUAUGAUUCCUAUUAAAUGUUGAUAUUUAAACAUCAUUAUUGGUUAAUAUUAUUGAAUGAAAUAUUGCCAGACUAAGAUUCUUAAGCUCAUGAUGUCUGUGGUGCUGCAAAAUUUAUACUGCAAUGUAGACUAUUUUGAAAUCAUAACCAUUUUUGAUGCCCUGGAUCUUGAGAUGAGUGUUAAAUUUUGCACAGAAGAUAUGAUUUAGACCCUUGGUGGGGAUGGGGGGUUGUAUUAGGCUGGAGAAAGGGGGGGGGGGGAAUUAGAAUUCAAACUAUAUUUUAAAUAUUUGUUUGAAAAAGCUUAGGACUUGCAGCUGUCAGUGCUUUUGUUCAGUGACGAUCAUUAGGUUGGAAGUAUUGGAGAUACCUGAUUUUCUUAACAAAAUUUUGUAAAUAUUUCUCAUCUCCAUAUUUGGAUUGGUGAAAGACUUCAACUUUAUAUGUGACAACGUAACUGCCCUUAGUCAUGAAAUUGUGGCCUCUACUUUUUUGUUACUAAUAACCUGUAUUCAAGUGCCUGUGUUUUUCCAUCUUGUUUAAGAAUAUGUUGAGAUUAAUAUGCUCAAAAUUCCUACAUGAUUGGCUUUAAACAUUGAGAUAAAACUUUUAGUAGCAUAGCUUAAUAUGUUAAAUAAUAUAGCAUUUUAUGUUAGAGAUACCAGAAUGCUGGUAUUAUACUUACCUGUGCAAUAUACAUGUUUUAAAAAACAGUUUUAAGUAUACACUUAAUCAUGGGGAUGUCAAAAAUAUCAGCACCUCUCUAAAGAAUUCUAUUGUUGCAAUAGACUAGUUUGAGAAAGCGCCAUUUUGCAGUUCAGUCUUAAACAUUUGCUUUAAGAACACAGUCUUGAAUUACACAUGCUGCUAUUUUUAUAUUUUACCAUUUUCCAGUACUGUUUUGUUUUGAAUUCAUACAUAUCACCAUUUCUCCUUUUUAUUUUCUAAGAUGACUUCUUGUCUGAGAGGAAGGAAAAUUUUCUACUAGUGUGGUAAGGUCCAGAGCUUAAGAUACAUAAUACUAGAAUUAAUAGAGUAUGAGUUAAAAAAUCCAAAUGCAGGGGCUGAGGUUGUGGCUCAGUGGUAGAGUGCUUGCCUAGCACAUGGGAGGCACUGGGUUUGAUCCUCGGUGCCACAUAAAAAUAAAUAAAUAAAUAAAGGUAUUGUGUUCAUCUGCAAUUUGAAAAAAUAUUUUUAAAAAAUCCAAAUGCAUAAGAAUGCACCACUCACCUUUUUUUAUUCAUAAGCUAAUAUUUUUUAAAGUUAUAUUUAGAUUUUUCUCUUUUGCACCUACAUUUGAAAAGGAUAGAAUAAAAAGGUUUUAAAUAAUUACACUUUUUCUGCUGACCUACCCAUUUUAAUGGCUCUUUUGAAAGAAGUUUUGUUUCAUGGAUGCACCUAAGAAAACUUGUAUAGAACUUUGCAAUAUUCAAGAGCUUGAUGCUGUUUUCUUUGGUACAGCUUCCACAUUGCAUGUUCCUUUUAGCAUAUUUUGGUAUUGGUAAUUUGAUAUAUUUAAUGGUGGCAAAUAUUAGCUCUAUUUUGGGACUUUUUAUAGAACUACCCUUGUUCAAUAGCAUAGGAAAAUGUUCUUGUGAUUGUCAGGGUCUCCUAGUAUUUAUCUCAAUUCUUUUAUAAGUCUAUGGAAAUUAUUUAAUUAUUUUAAAACUUACACUUUUCUUGUAAAUAUGUCACAUCUGAAGUGUCAAAAAAUUACUUUGAAUACCCUAAUAUUUGCUGCAUUUUUUUUUCCUGUGUGUGUAACCUGUCUUCUUUCAGAAUGGGAAUGUGUGCCUCCCAAUGUUUACUGUUACGUCUUUUAUCUUUAUAUGUUGAACUGGUUGAACACUGUAAUGACUUGAGAAUAAACUGCUCAGAAUUCAUUCUAA